Choloepus didactylus (southern two-toed sloth) is the source of this 1028-nucleotide messenger RNA. RefSeq names its product interleukin 6 (gene IL6). Gene Ontology annotation, cellular component: extracellular region. Gene Ontology annotation, molecular function: interleukin-6 receptor binding; growth factor activity; cytokine activity. Gene Ontology annotation, biological process: T-helper 17 cell lineage commitment; immune response; positive regulation of cell population proliferation. The record is from RefSeq and is a predicted model, not a curated record. Lineage: Eukaryota; Metazoa; Chordata; Mammalia; Pilosa; Megalonychidae. Bases 39 to 668 code for a protein of 209 amino acids. The transcript has 5 exons.
AGGAACCAGAGCUCUAGCUGCCCUCCAGGAACCGAACUAUGAACUCCCUCUCCACAAGCACCCUCAGCCAAGUUGUCUUCUCCCUGGGGCUGCUCCUGGUGAUGGCUACUGCUUUCCCCACCCCAACCCAGCUGGGAGAAGAUUCCAAAGACGAUGCCACUCCAAAUAGACCACCACUCACCUCUCCACACAAAGCGGAAGAACUUAUUAAGUACAUUCUCGGCAAAAUCUCUGAAUUGAAAAAGGAGAUAUGUGACAAAUACGGCAAGUGUGGGAAAACACCCGAGGCACUGGCAGAAAACAACCUGAACCUUCCAACCAUGUCAGGAAAAGACGGAUGCUUCCAACUUGGCUUCAAUCAGGAAACUUGCCUGAUGAGAAUCACCACUGGUCUUUUGGAGUUUCAGAACUCCCUGGAGUACCUGAAGAAUUUUGAGGGUUAUAAGGAAAAGGUUGACGUUGUGCAGAUGGCUAUCAAAGCCCUAGUCGAAAUCCUGAAGCAAAAGAUUAAGAAUCCAGAUAAAGUAACCACCCCUGACCCAAGCGCAGAUGCCACCCUGCUGACUAAGCAGCCACAGACCGACUGGCUGAAGAAUACAACUGCUCACCUCAUCCUGCAAAGCCUUGAGAAAUUCAUGGAGUCCAGUCUGAGGGCUGUUCGGAAUUAAGUAGCCCGAGCAUCUAAAAAUCAGUGUUAAUUCUGGGGCAUUCCUUCCUCUGGUCAGAAACCUGUCCAUUGGGCACAUAACUUAUGUUGUUCUCUAUGGAGAACUAAAAGUAUGAGCAUUAGGACACUAUUUUAAUUAUUUUUAAUUUAUUGAUAUUUAACUAUGUGAAGUUGAGUUAAUUUAUAUAAGGGAUAUUUAUAUUUUUAUGAAGUGCCACUUGAAAUAUUUUAUGUAUUAGUUUUGAAAUAUUAACAUAAAAUGGCUAUGCAAGUCAAAUAUCAUUGUUUCAGAGCCAAAUCAUUUCAUGGAAUGUGUAGGCUUACCUCAAAUAAAUCCCUAACUUAUACGUAUUUUUUAAAG